ACCCUUGCAGCGUUUGCAUCGCCAAGCUGCGAGUUGCACUGUUGCAAGACCCACACAAAUCACUACUGGCCCCAGUCCGCAUCAAGGGCCUCCGUAGAACUUGACUGUUUGGAUCAGCUCCGAACCCAGCAGUGGGGGCAUUCAUGAUCGGGACUCGUUCUGCAGCCAUGGUUAACUCGGACAAAGACAAACCACGAACAGUCCUGCUCUUGGUCGGUUUGAUAGGGUCAGGGAAGUCGACCUUCGCCCAGGCGUUAGAACAACACAUCCCGCAUUAUAGACGGUGCAACCAGGAUGACCUCGGCAGCAGACCGCGCGUGGAGGCCCUCGCGCGACAGAGUUUAGGUGAGGGUCUGUCGGUAUGUAUCGACCGGUCGAACUUCGAUGCCCGGCAGCGGGCAACGUGGAUAAACAUCGCGCGCGAGUUCCCGGGGACGGACGCAUGGGUCCUCGUCUUCGACACACCAUACGAGGUAUGCGCACAACGCCUGCAACAACGCACAGACCACCCCACAAUCAAAACCCCCACCGAUGCCCUCGUCAUCCUCUCCCGCUUCCACUCCCAAUACCAAGCCCCGUCUUCUUACGAAGGCUACGCCCGCCUCCUCAGCCUCCCGCCUGCCGAGCAGCGCGCCGAGUACACGCGCGAGGAUGUCCAGGACAUCCUCGACCGCUUGCGUGACGCGACGCCCCCGCCGGAGCCGCAAACCCGGAUUGAUGCAUUCUUCUCUGAUGCGGGGAGGGGGUACAGCGGGCAGAGGGGGUGGCGGGGGAGUGGUGGGCGUGGGUUCA
Molecule: messenger RNA, 792 nt
Organism: Fomitopsis serialis
Lineage: Eukaryota; Fungi; Basidiomycota; Agaricomycetes; Polyporales; Fomitopsidaceae
Product: P-loop containing nucleoside triphosphate hydrolase protein
Exons: 5
Biological process (GO): DNA repair
Molecular function (GO): double-stranded DNA binding; polynucleotide 3'-phosphatase activity; ATP-dependent polydeoxyribonucleotide 5'-hydroxyl-kinase activity
Source: RefSeq, a predicted model, not a curated record